Messenger RNA from Panonychus citri (citrus red mite), 3842 nucleotides. RefSeq names its product WD repeat-containing protein 44-like. Bases 1 to 2883 code for a protein of 960 amino acids. Lineage: Eukaryota; Metazoa; Arthropoda; Arachnida; Trombidiformes; Tetranychidae. Gene Ontology annotation, molecular function: 1-phosphatidylinositol binding; clathrin binding. Gene Ontology annotation, biological process: clathrin coat assembly. The transcript has 6 exons. The record is from RefSeq and is a predicted model, not a curated record. Gene Ontology annotation, cellular component: clathrin-coated vesicle.
AUGGCCAAAGCGGGACAAGGACAAACAUUAAAUGAUAGGUUAAACGCAGCCCGAUAUGCUCUUGCUGGACAAGGAUUGGCUCGAGUUGUUUGUAAGGCAACAACGGAAGAAAUUAUUGGACCUAAAAAGAAACAUUUAGAUUAUUUACUUCAAUGUACCCACGAACCUAAUGUAUCUAUACCACAAUUAGCAAAUCUCCUGAUCGAGCGGACAAACCAUAGCUCUUGGGUCGUCGUUUUCAAAUCAUUAAUUACUGUACACUAUCUUAUGUGUUACGGGAAUGAGAAUUUUACCCAGUACUUAGCAUCGAAUAGCUGUAACUUCCAAUUCGACAAUUUACUCGAUAGAUGUAGCCUAAAGGGCCACGAUAUGUUAACUUAUAUAAAAAGAUAUUCCAAAUAUAUCGAUGAGAAAGUCUCAUCUUAUCGAACUGUUUCUUUCGAUUUCGCCAAAAUCAAACAAGGAAAGAAAGAGGACAUUUUACACACUAUGCCACCGAUUAAAUUGUUGAACACAUUAACUGUCCUUCAAAGUCAAAUUGAUGGUCUACUUGAAUUCGAUUGUCCAGCCGAUCAACUAACCAAUGAAGUUUUACAUUCGACGUUUAUGCUUCUAUUUAAAGACCUGAUCAGACUUUUCGCUUGUUACAAUGAUGGUAUUAUUAUUCUAUUGGAAAAAUUUUUCGACAUGAAUCAAAAACGAUUUCGAGAUGUUCUUGAAAUUUACACCAAAUUUCUCAUCUGCAUGGAUCGAUCUGCACAAUUCAUGAGAGUCGCUGAAUGUAUUGGUAUCGAUAAAUCAGAAAUUCCAAAUUUAAGUAAAACACCUUCAUCUCUAUUGGAAACACUUGAACAACAUUUACAAGCGAUUGAAGAUAUUGAAAAAGGCAAAAGUAAAGAUGCUCAACCCUCUUCGGACGGAAUCAGUACCAAUAGUAGCACUAUUUCAGCUCCUUCAAAUGCUGAACUUCCCACCGAUGAGCUUAAAGAAGCUCUUGAAGAAGAGAUUCAAAUGCUUAAUCAAUUAAAAAUUAGUCAAAAGCAACAAUCAAAUCAAGAUGAUUUAGGUGACGAGACUAAAAUACUUGAUCAGGUAACAUUACUUAAUAAGGACACCGGUGAGUGCCGAUCAUUAAGUCAGGCUGAUGAUAUUUUACCAAAGUGCAUCAACCCCUUGAAUCCUCAUCUAUCUAAACUUGCUAAUGAUUAUCAGAGCGAUGAAGAUGAAUCACAGCCUCAGGCAAGUGAAGAACCGACAACAUUAGAGGAAGGUGAUGAACCUGGAACAACUUUAAAAACAAGUGCAUUUAAAAUAGGUGUCAAAAAAUUAGGCAAAUUUGGCCAUGGAUUCAUUAAGGGUGUUAAAAAUGUGAGAGGAGGAGCAUUGGGAGCUAGUGAAGGUACUCUAGCAGUGGCCAGUGGGACAACAAGUAGUGAUACUAAAUUUUAUAGAGAUUCUGUCACCAUUGAUCCAAGAAUAUUGAAUCUUGAUCCACAUGAUCUAUUGUUCCCAUCGUUUAAAUUAAAAACUAAUCGUAAAAAAGAUGCUGCCGAUUUUGAAGGUUUAAGGUUAAUCCAAGAGUUGAACGAUUGUCGUGGAGCAGUUUGGUGUAUGAAAUGGAGCUCAUGUGGUCAACUAUUAGCGGUUGCUGGUCAAGAUCAACUAUUACGAGUUUACUGUAGCCAUAAAUCAUGGAAACAUUUUACUCAAGCUCGUAGUAAAGCCUCAAGUCAACAAAUUUCACCCAAUUCAACCAAAGAAAAAUCUGUAAACAAUUCACGGAACAAUAGUAUCUCCAGUUCAGAAAAUGUUCAUAGUCUAAGUGAUUCCAGAUCGAGAAAUAAUUUACAACAAGAAGACAACAACAGUUUAGCCGAAGAAGAUCCGUUACUUUUAUUUAGCGUUUAUCGAGGUCAUACCGCUGAUGUUUUGGACAUUUCAUGGUCAAAGAAUAAUUUCCUUCUCUCUUCGUCCAUGGACAAAACGGUGAAACUUUGGCAUAUCACAAGAGUCGAGUGUCUGUGUACCUUUUGUCAUAAAGAUUUUGUUUCCACGAUCAAUUUUCAUCCUCGCGAUGAUCGAUACUUUCUCAGUGGUUCACUUGAUGGUGUCCUUCGUCUUUGGAAUAUUCCCGAUAAAAGAUUGACCCUUUUCAACGAGGUAAUGGCUCCAAGUGCGGCCAGUCAAAAGUCAUCCAAUAAAUCAAAUCAAGAGAUGACACCAUCACAUGGACUGAUUACUGCUUCGGCUUUCGUUGAGAAUGGAAAGUUUGCCGUGAUUGGUACUUAUGAUGGUCGAGUUAUCUUUUACUCAACCGAUCAACUCAAAUAUUCAACUCAGAUCCAUGUCAGUGGAGGUAAAAACGUUUCCAGUGUUACCGAUACCGAAAGGAAAAAGAAACGAAAUAGUAAUAAAGUGACCGGAAUUGAAGGUGUCGCUGAGAGAAAAAUUUUAGUUACCACCAAUGAUUCACGGAUUCGUUUAUACGAUUUAAGAGAUUUAACUCUUGAAUGUAAAUAUAAGGGUUGCGUUAAUUAUUCGAGUCAAAUUCGAGCUUCCGUUUCACCCGAUAAUAAGUAUAUCGUUUGUGGUAGUGAGAAUUCAUCUUUCUAUGUUUGGAGAACUCGAGAAGAGACAACAACUGGACAAAGGAGAGAUCGAAAUGCUCAAUGGGAAUGUGUCCGUUUAUUACCUCCCAGUCCACAAGCUCAACAAUCUGGAUUGAAUUCUAAUAACGUUGGACCAGGCCAAGCUUCAAAAAAUCAACCGGCCAUUGUUACCUCAGCGACUUUUGCUCCAAUCCCAUCUUACCUUGAUGAUAAAGCUAAAUACAUUAUCGCAGUGGCUGAUUUUAGUGGAAGCAUCAAAGUUUUUGCCCGAUAAACAAGGAAAAUUAAUGAAUAAUCAACAACAAUCAAGACGGAAACAUUUCAAAUUGUUCACCAACUCGGACAUUUAACUGAUUACGAAAAAAAAGGCAAAGGAAGUGAAAAUUAGACCAUCAAGACCGAUAAUCAAUCAAGAUUGUUCACAAUGAAUUAAUGAUUUAAUUCAUCAUCUCUCUCUCUCUCUCUCUCUCUCUACUUUCACCUUCAACUUUAUCUCGUCAAUAUUAAGCAAAUGAUAGAUUAUCAAUAUUUUUAUCAGCAUAAUUAAUCCUGGAUCAUCAUAACAAUUUACCACCGUCAUUAUUAUCAAUCAGAUAAAACCUUUGUGUUUGCUUUUUGAUUAUCAUUGUGACAUUGACACAUCAGGAGAGAAAGACAGAGAUGAAGAUUGGAAAAUAAUUAACGCAAAAACGGAAAAGGAAAAGAUAAAAACACUGAAGCACAAUCGACUUUUCCAAACUGACCAAUACUUUUUUUAGUUCAACCAUAGACAAGAUUCACUCUCAUAGACGAGACAUUGAAAUCCCUUUGAAUUGAGUCGCGAUUCCCAUCUAAAAGUGUCAAUUAACCUUUUGUUUCGGUCACAAUUAACUCAUCAUCACCACCGCUCACAACCCACCGUCACCUCCAUCAUCAUAAACUCUUCCUCCUUCAUCAAUAUGUUUCCCUCCAACAAUUUUUGCUCACCUUGUAGCUGUGGUCUGGUCAAAAGAGUAAAUUAUAUUCCAAUUGUUUUUUACAUCACCGAGAGAAGAAAAAAACUAACAAAUCAACCAACAAUUUAAAUUGAAUACUAAAUCACUUGUAUUUAUAUAUAUAUUUGUAGAUUAUAUUACAACCACCCCACUUAAUCCCAACUCCGAACCACUCAACAAGCCUGUCUCCUUGACCUCACCACCAAAGAUGAUAAUCAUUUGAAUAUAAAUAAAAUAUAAAUAAUAUUUCAUUUAUUAA